AAGUGUUUACACAAAGGCUUUUCUUUCCAUUUGACACAUCAAUCCAAUUAUAAACAGAAUAUUUGUGGGCAUGUAAACAUAGCUGCUUUAAAUUAUGUUUAGAACAAACCAUGAAAAUCUCUUCAAUGAUGGUCACAGAUCUUAUUUUACUCAUAAAUCAAAAAACGUAUUUCUAAAAAUCACAUUAGAAAAUCCUUCUGGGGUGGCUUUCAACUUGACAUCAUGACUGAGCAGCUCCAUUUAUUUAUAAUAUUUGCUUAAUUUGAUAGGUAAAAAUGGCUCUCCGUACAUCUGGUCACUUACUCCUGGGCGUAGUGAGGAUCUACCACAGAAAAGCCAAGUACCUGCUGGCAGACUGCAAUGAGGCUUUUAUUAAGAUUAAAAUGGCUUUUCGCCCAGGUGUGGUCGACCUGCCUGAGGAGAACCGUGAAGCUGCCUACAACGCCAUCACAUUACCCGAAGAAUUUCACGACUUCGAUCAGCCUCUUCCAGACCUGGACGACAUUGACGUUGCUCAACAGUUCACCCUGAAUCAGUCGCGUGUGGAGGAGAUCACAAUGCGAGAAGAAGUGGGAAACCUCAGUCUACUGCAGGAGAAUGACUUUGCUGAUUUCGGGAUGGAUGACCGAGAGAUGAUGCGAGAGGAAGGUGCAUUUGAAGUGGACAUCAUCCAUGGGGCGUCUGCGUCUAACCUGCUGCUGGAGUCAGAGUCAAGUAGCGGACAGAUUGCUGACAAGUCCAAUCACCUAGAGUACGACCAGUACAAGGAUGACUUUGGAGACAACCCUAUGGAGAGCACAGAGGGAGGCAUGCUGGUGGACAAGCUGCUCAGUAACGAGGAUGGAGGUGGUAUUUUUGAUGACCCUCCAGCCAUCACUGAGGGUGUGAUGAUGCCCCAAGACCACGGUCGAGAUGAUGAUGAUGAUUUUGACAACCUUUCACCAGCAGGAGGUCCAGACAGUCCUGAUUCUGGUCCUGUGGAGCAGCUGCCCACCAUGACAGACCAGACUGAACAGACCACCCUAGUCCAUAAUGAGGAGGAGGCUUUUGCUUUGGAGCCCAUCGACAUUACAGUGAAGGAAACCAAAGCAAAAAGAAAGAGGAAGCUGAUUGUGGACAGUGUGAAGGAGCUGGACAGUAAGACCAUCCGUGCCCAGCUGAGCGACUACUCCGACAUUGUUACCACUCUGGAUCUGGCUCCCCCUACCAAGAAGCUGAUGAUGUGGAAGGAAACAGGAGGAGUGGAGAAGCUCUUCUCUCUGCCAGCUCAGCCCCUCUGGAACAGCAGACUGCUCAAGAUGUUCACACGCUGCCUGACCCCUUUGGUGCCCGAUGAACUGAGGAAGAGAAGAAAGGGUGGAGAAGCAGACAGCUUAGACGAGUUCCUCAAAGACCUGGAGAACCCUGAGGUGCCACGAGAAGAGGCCCUGUCUCAGCAAAGAGACAUCAUUGACCAGACCAUCCUGGAGGAGUCCAGUGUUCUGCAGGCUUCAGCCAUGGAGGGCAGUCGCACGACCCUUGAUGAAUCAGUCAUGCCUCCUCCAUCUGGACCCCGUGGACAAAAGCGCAAAUCUCAGGACACAGAGCCUGCCCUACCUAUGCUGGAGGAUGAUCGUUCCUCCAUUGUGUCCACACAGCAUGUGAACAUGCAGCAGGUGGACCUUCCACCUGAGGAACUGGGCAACAUUGCACAGCUCAUCCCUGAACUCGACCUGAUAGGAGAGAAGAGCAAAGAGAAGAAGGAUGAUGAGGAGGAGGAGGAGGAAGGUCAAAGCGGAGACCAGGAUCAGGAGGAGAGAAAGUGGAACAAGAGGACGCAGCAGAUGCUGCACGGUUUACAGAGAGUCAUUGCUAAGACCGGAGCAGAAUCGAUCAGCUUGCUGGAUCUGUGCAGAAACAACAACAAGAAACAAGCAGCUGCUAAGUUCUACAGCUUUCUCGUGCUAAAGAAACAGCAGGCAGUGGAGCUCAGGCAGGACGAGCCCUACAGUGACAUCAUCGCCACCCCUGGCCCCAGAUUUCACAUUAUAUAGACUUUUUAAUGGUCAACACUGGCAGAUUUGAUUCUUUCUAAUAGUUUUGUUUGUAUAUAAUGUGUUAUGUAUUUCUGUGCAUGUGCAUUUUCAUGCAUACUACAUGUGCGCCCAGUCUCGCGUGCAAAAAAAAGACUUUUAUAAUGUCAAAAAAGUGCUUCUUUUAACAGUUUCUCAAUACAAGCAUGCACAUUGGACAAAAAACUAAAUGGUUCUGAACUGUUCUGACCUGGUUGAGGUUAAAAAUAUAAUGCUUUGUUCUCAAACUUACAGAAACGCUUAUCUUAGAAAGUACAAAUCUAAUUGCGAUCAUUGAAGUGAAAUUGCACAGCUGUUGCCACUCAAUUAGUUUGUUGUGCUCACUUUCAAAGGCUUUGAGCCUUCAGUUUGUUCUCUUUAAUCACGUUUUCAGAUGCAUCUGUUUCAUUAUUUAAUGGUUCCUGUUGUUUUGCAUGCUUUGAAUUACAUAUUGACAUGCAACAUACAUGUUUACUUUCAUGAAAGUAUUUUCUUUGUUUAAACAAAAGAGUAACAUUUUAGCUGCUCCAAAGAUAAAAUAAAAUUUAAAAAAAUCAU
Sinocyclocheilus rhinocerous is the source of this 2609-nucleotide messenger RNA. RefSeq names its product double-strand-break repair protein rad21 homolog. Gene Ontology annotation, cellular component: cohesin complex. Gene Ontology annotation, molecular function: protein binding; chromatin binding. The record is from RefSeq and is a predicted model, not a curated record. The coding region runs from base 276 to 2033 and encodes 585 amino acids. NCBI's taxonomy places the organism in Eukaryota, Metazoa, Chordata, Actinopteri, Cypriniformes, Cyprinidae. The transcript has 12 exons. Gene Ontology annotation, biological process: replication-born double-strand break repair via sister chromatid exchange; sister chromatid cohesion.